Bipolaris victoriae FI3 is the source of this 933-nucleotide messenger RNA. RefSeq lists its product as hypothetical. The record is from RefSeq and is a predicted model, not a curated record. Gene Ontology annotation, molecular function: trans-2-enoyl-CoA reductase (NADPH) activity. Gene Ontology annotation, cellular component: peroxisome. The coding region runs from base 1 to 933 and encodes 310 amino acids. Lineage: Eukaryota; Fungi; Ascomycota; Dothideomycetes; Pleosporales; Pleosporaceae. Gene Ontology annotation, biological process: phytol metabolic process. The transcript has 3 exons.
AUGACGCAAGGCGAUGGGAGUAUUAGGGAAGAAGGGAUUAGGGAUUCGGAGCAUUUUUCACCUUACAGGGCUGAUGGGAAACUUUACGGCUUCGUGUGCGUAGUAACAGGCGCAACGCAACCUGUAGGCAAAGCCAUAGUCGCUGAAUUAGCUGCCCACGGCGCAGCCUGCAUCUACGCCUGCUCAACCCUCCCCUCGGAUCCGUACUCCCUCCCCGACACCACCAGCAUCCAGUACCCGAACACGAAAAUCAUAAGCUACCCCUAUAACAUGGCCUCGGAAGAAGACACCCUCGCCCUCAUCGAUGACGUGCUAAACACCUGGGGCCGCCUCGAUGUCUGGACCUCAUCAACCGGGCUCUUGGGUCCCCCUUCCAUCACGCAAACAGGACCGAAGGAUUUGUAUGCGGCUUUCGACACGAAUGCGCUCCCUGCGUUUUUCGCACUCAAGUAUGCGCCCGCGGCGAUGCAGAAAACGAUACCGAAAGGCAACUACGCGAAUGCUGCACCGAAAGAUGUCGCGUACGGCUCUAUCAUCGUGGUGACGAGCGUGGCGGGGACGUAUGGGGGCUGCUGGGCCCCUGCGUUUACGAUGGCGUCGCAUGCGGCGUUGGGAGUGGUACGGUCCGGUGUGCUUGUAUUAAAAGGGACCGGAGUGCGGAUCAAUGCAGUGGCCGCCGGCCAGAUUGAUGUGGGCGUUGAUUUGAAAGAAUGUGGUGUGAAGGAGAUGGCUCAGGGACAGUUUCCGCCAGCGAGUCUGCAAGGGGGUGAGAGUCAGAAGAGGACGAUUGGGUUGGAGAGGGCGGGGAGGCCCGAGGAGGUGGGGAGAACGGUGGGGUUUCUGGCGAGUGGGUUUAGUAGUUAUAUCACUGGGGCGGAGUUGAGGGUUGAUGGGGGUGCGGGGGUUAUGAAUCCUAUUACCGUGCCUGUCUAG